GGAAGUGAUAGCUGUGCGAAUCGUGGGUGGGAUGGCCGUGGGCCGCCUCUUUCUAAGUCGGCUUCGAGCACCCUUCAGUUCCAUGGCCAAGAGCCCACUCGAGGGCGUUUCCUCCUCCAGAGGCCUGCACGCGGGGCGCGGGCCCCGAAGGCUCUCCAUCGAAGGCAACAUUGCUGUGGGGAAGUCCACGUUUGUGAAGUUACUCACGAAAACUUACCCAGAAUGGCACGUAGCUACAGAACCUGUAGCAACAUGGCAGAAUAUCCAGGCUGCUGGCACCCAAAAAGCAGGGUCUUCCUCUGUCAUCCAGGCUGGAGUGCAGUGGCAUGAUCAUAGCUCACUGCAGCCUUGAAGUCCUGGACUCAGGUAUCUUCCCACCUCAGUCUCUUGGUGAGUUGGGACUAUAGGUGCAUACCACUGUCCCCAUCUACUUAAAAAAAUUUUUUUUUUUUUUUUGUAGAGAUAGGGUCUCACUUUGCUGCCCAGGCUGGUCUCGAACUCCUGGGCUCAAGCGACCCUUCCACCUCGGACUCCCAAGGUGUUGGGAUCACAGAUGUGAGCUGUGAUGCCUGGCCCAUGUGUAGUUUGUGACAGGUUUUACCAUCAAUGUUAUGAAAAUAAAUGGAGAAAUUUUGCAUCUUUUCUAGCAUAGAAAUGAUCUAUUCCUUGAAGGUAUGAUAGAAAUCAUCUUUAAGAUUAUAUGGAUUCAGUACUGUUUGAGGGGAAUCAUUAUUGGACAACUGUUUUCUGCCUCAGUUAUUCAGGUUGUUUUUUUUUUUUUUUAAGAUGGAGUUUUGCACCUAUCGUGCCACUGCACUCCAGCCUGGGUGGCAGAGUGAGACUCUUUGUCUCAAAAAAAAAAAAAAGAAAAAAGAAUCCGGGGCUGCUGAACAUCCCACACUUGUGCCCACUUGCACAUGCCGAGUAAGUGGAACGUUUUAAUUAUGUUUCAUAAAGUCUGUAGAAUUAAUUAGGGUUUUGUUUUAACAAACAAAUUGUAUUCCUUAUAUGAAAGAUAAAAUUCUAUUUGGUGGUUGAUUGGUUGGAUUUUCAAAUAAGCAGUUGCUUUCUGGUUUGCCUUGACAUUUUAUAAACAAAUAACUACAGAUGGAAGCUCAAAAGAGAGGCAACAUAGUGUUAUAGUGGAAAGAUUUGAUUCAGAGUUAAAUUUUAGAUGGUUGUUGACUGUUAACUCCUCCCCAGACAGACUUCACAAAUCCCUCAAUCAGUGAUCGUGUUAAUUCUAUAUAUGGUUCUUCCUCUGCUUUUGUUAUAUUGAAGUGGCAUGUCAUCUCCCUUUAGAGAGUCUUAUUUAAUAGGUAGGAAAAUCUCAUCCCUGAUUAUGAAAUUUUGACUAAGCUGGGGAUCUGAUUCUACCUUUUUGGUGGAAGGAAACUUUUGUAAUUUCUUCUUUCAUUGAUUAUUAAACCUGUUUGGGGAGGUAGGGGUGUGUGUGGAGGGGUGUACCCCAUGGAGUAAAUAUGCUUUCUAGGAAAUUUUCUUCUGUUUUUCAUCUCCCUCUAGGCCUGCACUGCCCAAAGUCUUGGAAACUUGCUGGAUAUGAUGUACCGGGAGCCAGCACGAUGGUCCUACACAUUCCAGACAUUUUCCUUUUUGAGCCGCCUGAAAGUACAGCUGGAGCCCUUCCCUGAGAAACUCUUACAGGCCAGGAAGCCAGUACAGAUCUUUGAGAGGUCUGUGUACAGUGACAGGUAUAUCUUUGCAAAGAAUCUUUUUGAAAAUGGUUCCCUCAGUGACAUCGAGUGGCAUAUCUAUCAGGACUGGCAUUCUUUUCUCCUGUGGGAGUUUGCCAGCCGGAUCACAUUACAUGGCUUCAUCUACCUCCAGGCUUCUCCCCAGGUUUGUUUGAAGAGACUGUACCAGAGGGCCAGGGAGGAGGAGAAAGGAAUUGAGCUGGCCUAUCUAGAGCAGCUGCAUGACCAACACGAAGCCUGGCUUAUUCACAAGACAACGAAGCUCCACUUUGAGGCUCUGAUGAACAUUCCAGUGCUGGUGUUGGAUGUCAAUGAUGAUUUUUCUGAGGAAGUAACCAAACAGGAAGACCUCAUGAGGGAGGUAAACACCUUUGUAAAGAAUCUGUAACCAAUACCAUGAUGUUCAGGCUAUGAUCUGGGCUCCCUGACUUUCUGAAGCUAGAAAAAUGUUGUGUCUCCCAACCACCUUUCCAUCCCCAGCCCCUCUCAUCCCUGGAGCACUCUGCCACUCAAGAGCUGGUUUGUUAAUUAUUGUUAGACUUUGCCAUUGUUUUCUUUUGUAUCUGAAGUAAUUUGAAAGUAAAGUUUACUUAAGUUA
This is a messenger RNA of Pan troglodytes (chimpanzee), 2313 nucleotides long. RefSeq names its product deoxyguanosine kinase (gene DGUOK). Gene Ontology annotation, biological process: nucleobase-containing compound metabolic process. Gene Ontology annotation, cellular component: mitochondrion; cytoplasm. Gene Ontology annotation, molecular function: deoxyguanosine kinase activity; ATP binding. The coding region runs from base 1561 to 2103 and encodes 180 amino acids. The transcript is spliced from 8 exons. NCBI's taxonomy places the organism in Eukaryota, Metazoa, Chordata, Mammalia, Primates, Hominidae. The record is from RefSeq and is a predicted model, not a curated record.